GACAACUUCGAUCGGCUUCUGCAUUCGUCUCUUCGCUCGGACUCAGGCUUCUUCCGCUGUCGAGGUUUUCUCUGUCCUCCACUUGUUUCUGAAUUUAGCCGUUCCUCGUUUGUUAAUCGUCGCACGUAUUUCGCCGUUUCUUAGCUCCGGAUGUGCAAACUGCCAGAACCUUUGAUUAUCUUCUUUCAGGAAUUUUCGUAACGUUAAAUGCUCGUUGAUUUUGUGCCGAUCUGACCAUUUUCUGCUCUUAGAAGAGCUUCGAUUGCCUGACAAGUUUCACUUUUUAGAGUCUCUUUCAUAUUUGUUAUGUUACUUUGUUCGUUUGCCCUUUUUAUCUGGGCUCAUACAUCUUUGCAAAUUGAUUUUGUGCCGAUCUGACCAUUUUCUACUCUUAGAAGUGCUCCGAUUGCCUGAGAAGUUCCACUUUUUAGAGUCUCUUUCAUUUUUGUUUUGUCACUUUGCUUUGCAAAUUGAUGGUUCAUGCCAUAACAUCGUGAAGUUCCCAAAGAAGGAAUUAGUCAAGAUUAAGACUCUAACCUUCGGUAAAACUUACGUUCAGCUUGCAGGGGAUGUCUGAAACUCUUCUUCUUCUUCUUCUUCUUCUUCUUCUUCUUCUUCUUCUUCUUCUUCUUCUUCUUUGGUUACUCAUUCAUCUCCUUCAGCCCUGGAGUGGAAGUACGGGAUCGGACGCAAUGCCUCUAUAUAACCCCGUAAAAUCUCCUCAUCUUUGUUGAAUGCCAACCCAACCCCAAUUUAUUUCUGAGGACUUCUAGAAGGACAAAGUGCAUUCCUUUCUCUUGUCUUUACAAAAUUUGUCCAAGAAGAUAUGGCAUCUUUCCCAAGGCCAGCAAACAAACAGAGGCAAUAUAAGUAUGAUGUUUUCCUGAGUUUUCAAGGUGAAGAUACUCGCAAAAACUUUGUUGACCAUCUGCAUGAUCAUCUACGGCGAAGAGGAAUCAUGGCCUUUCGAGAUGAUCACCACCGAGAUCUUCAGAGGGGAAAAUGUAUUAAACCAGAAAUAUUAAGGGCAAUAGAGCAAUCAAGACUUGUGCUUGUGAUAUUCUCUGAAAACUACUCUUCUUCUACUUGGUGCCUGGAAGAAGUUGCUAAGGCUAUGGAGUGUACAAAUAUCAAUGAAGGAUCCGUGAUACCAAUCUUCUACAAGGUCGAUCCAUCUGACAUACGGAAACUGAGGGGAAACUUUGGGAUAGGCUUUGCUAAAACUGAGGAAACUUAUUCGGGCGACAAAGGAGAUAUAAAGAGGUGGAAGGAUGCACUGAGAAAAGUAGCUGAUCUUGCCGGAAGAGAAUUGAAAGAUGGACAUAAGACACAGUUCAUUCGGCAAAUCAUUGGAGAAAUCGAAGAUAAACUAGGUCCCCAUCCAUCCUAUGUUGUAGGCAAUCUUGUGGGAAUGCAUUCCCGGGUUGCAAAAGUAGUAAAACUUUUAUGCUUGGGCGAGAGUGGUGCACGCAGUAUUGGUAUAUGGGGAAUGGCUGGUUCAGGCAAAACAACUGUUGCACGAGCAGUUACUGACGAAAUUUGCCGUCAAUUUGAUGAUGGUUGUAGUUUUCUCAACGAUGUCAAAGAAAAUUCAGAAAAGAAUGGUUUGAUAUAUCUACAACGCCGGUUUCUUGGUGAUAUUCUCCAAGAGGACAAUGUUGGAAUCAGGGAUGAUCAUAUAGGAGCCAACAUGAUAAAAAAACUAGUGCGAGAUAAAAAAGUCCUUCUUAUUCUUGAUGAUGUGGAUAAAAAUGAGCAGUUGGAAAAAUUAGUGGGAGAUCUCGAAUGGUUUGCACCAGGGAGUAGGAUCAUUAUAACAACUAGAGAUAAGCAUUUGCUUAUCAAAUAUGGAGUAAAUCAUAUAUAAAGCGGAGGAAUUAUCCUUUGAUGAGGCUCUCCAACUAUUUUCUUGGAAAGCUUUUAGAAGUAACCAUCUUCCAGCAGAGUUCAAGGAGCUUGCGAAGCAAGUUAUUAGUUACGCCGGUGGCCUUCCUCUAGUCAUUGAUGUCUUAGGUUCUUUUUUGGAUGAAGAAAAUUUGUUGCAAUGGGAGAGUGCAUUGGCCAGUCUCAAAGAAUGUCCAGAAGGGGAAAUUUUUAACCGGCUUAGGAUGAGUUAUGAUGGACUACGUCAGAACGAGAAGGAAAUUUUCCUAGAUAUUGCUUGUUUCUUCAAGGGGAAGAAGAAACCUUAUGUUACAGAAGUUCUAGAUAAUUGUGGCUUCUAUGCAAAUUUUGGAAUCAAUACCCUUGCUCAGAGAUCUCUUAUCAAAAUCGUGGACAACAGAUUGUGGAUGCAUGAUUUGCUCCAAGAGAUGGCUUAGAAAAUUGUUCAUCUAGAGUCUCCUCAAGAGCCAGGAAAACGAAGUCGAGUCUGGCUUUUUGAGGAUGUAUGCCAUAUUCUAUCAAAAAACUCGGUUCUCCAAGGACCGUCAAAUGUGGUUGGCGCUCUUGGAUUUCGUGAAGAAAAUUCCACUUGCAUUAUUUGUUGAAGAAUAUGGUGUCCUCGAGUAACCUCCAGGACUUCAACAAGUGUUCGAUGAUGAUUCCGAUUGAAGGUAAUCGUUACUAGAUUUGAUCAAUUGCCGGGCCUUGGGUUAGACCUAUCGAAAUCCAAAUAGACCAUGAAAACUCAUGUUAAUCCUAGCUAAAAUUCUAGAAUAUCACCAGUGGCACCAACAUUUCCAAAAUAAUCAGGGGAAUAAUUUUUGCUGGCUUUUGUGUUUCGCUGACUUACCAUAACAAAAUCUUUCUUAGAGGUUCUAGAAGAAUCAUCAAAUGCGGUCAUCUCUUUCCAGAUUCAAACCAAGCUAUUACAAGAGUAUAAUGGAUGUCACUAAGCAACAUCUUGAACCUUGCUGCUACCGUCUGUUUAUGUCCGCUCUUUUGAAAAUCAAUAUUAAUUCAAGAUGAGUGCCAUUGUUGAGAAUGUCUUGAGUUUGAGCUGAGAUACCCCAUCUGAAUAGCUUUGUAAGUUUAAUUGGUUUUCUAAAUUGAGUAGGUUUCCUAUAAUGGGUUUUAUGUACAAAUAUUACAUAUAUUAGAAAUGGAAUUCUAUUCGAUUAUUAUACAAUAAGAGGUAUGUUUGAAUUUUCUCUCUGAAUUUUCUGAAUGAGUUAUUUGUGAAAAAAAAUGUGAGAUAACAAUUAAUGGUUUGCUUUGAUUGAGCUUAAGGGCUGAAAAACACUUGAGUGGUCAAACAAUGGUAAGUUCUAUACUUUUCAGAUUCAUAGUGGAUUUAUUGGUAGUUGGCUCUUUUUGUAAAGUAUGUACUGAUAUUCAAACCGAAUUAUAUAAAUCUCUAGUGAUCUUAUUAUUCUUUAUUGAUUUUUUUGGUAA
Molecule: messenger RNA, 3336 nt
Organism: Eucalyptus grandis
Lineage: Eukaryota; Viridiplantae; Streptophyta; Magnoliopsida; Myrtales; Myrtaceae
Product: TMV resistance protein N
Exons: 4
Coding region: 827-1867 (346 amino acids)
Biological process (GO): defense response; signal transduction
Molecular function (GO): protein binding; ADP binding
Source: RefSeq, a predicted model, not a curated record